AUGACUAACUGGACUGGAUCAACUAGCAGAAAGAAGAGAAAAACGAACCUUCUUGAUCAGCCAUCUUUAUUUAAGAUUCUGGAUUCAGAAGUCCGGAUUCAGGAUCCAAGACGAGUUGACGAUACGAGAGAGACCGAAAAAAAAACCAAAAAAUCGGUGGUCGGCAAGAAGAAGAGUGAGAAGGACAAGAACGGGGCGUGGCUUCCAAAAAUGGAUAGAAUAGGAACCGCCCACAGAAGAAGACGAAGUAGAAGAAAAACUGAAGAAGACGACGAAGAAGAGGAGCUGCUGAUAGAGGAUGGAUGGACAACAGCAGCUGGAUUGGAAGGAGGAGAAAAGGGAAACAAGCAAAAAAAAAAGAGAAAAAAGAAAAAAGAAAGCGAAAUGAAACAAAUCAUGAUCAGAAAAGAUCUAUCGAAAAAUAAAAUGAGAUCAAUCGAAAAGACGAAUGGCAAACGCUACACGGCUCACUAUUUGUUCGUCUCAAAUCUGCCAAUGAAAGAUGAUAUAAAAUCGGUUGUUUUCAUGAACUUCGGGCAGGUGUCGAGUUGCAUUGAUCUUUGUGCUUGGGUAGUGAUAUUGGCACGUAAUCAUCUUUUGGAUUGUCGUAGGAUAGUUUUCAAUUAG
Molecule: messenger RNA, 627 nt
Organism: Caenorhabditis remanei
Lineage: Eukaryota; Metazoa; Nematoda; Chromadorea; Rhabditida; Rhabditidae
Exons: 3
Coding region: 1-627 (208 amino acids)
Source: RefSeq, a predicted model, not a curated record